Molecule: messenger RNA, 900 nt
Organism: Penicillium coprophilum
Lineage: Eukaryota; Fungi; Ascomycota; Eurotiomycetes; Eurotiales; Aspergillaceae
Exons: 1
Coding region: 1-900 (299 amino acids)
Source: RefSeq, a predicted model, not a curated record
AUGGAUUGGCAGUUUCCCAAGGAUGUAGCCGAGGACCCUGGAUGGGCUGGCUCCGUUCCAGUUCAAGCAUCGCCUGAUCUGCUUGGACAAACUCAACAUACUGAUGCGCGACGUAGUAUCAGUGAAGCUAGCAGUAGUGGAGCUGAUUCUGACGUCGUCAUUGGGCAACUCUCUCAACUCAGCAUUCGUCUCUCGAGAUUGUGUCGCUCAGCCGAAGAGCUCGCGAGUCCAUCACGAUCCUCAAUUCAACCCGGGCACGAAGUAGUCUGCAUCAGUACCAAGCCACUCAUAGAUGCUAUUGCUUUUGAUUCGGUUGCCUCGUGGCUUGCCCACGGCUCCACUGGCUUUAGUUCAUUUGAGUCGACACAAUGUUCAAAUGCCCAACCAACACAGCAGCCUGAUAUCAAAACACCUGGUGGUGUGCUUUACUAUCUCUUUUCAGCUUCGCACUUUAUGCUAGAAAUCUUACGAGAUCUGCCGCCGAAUAUUGGAGCGAUGCCCACGACAACUAUGCCAUCGCUGGUGGAAUUUAAUUCAUUUGACAGCGUCAUUUGUCAUCUAUCUAUCGGCUGUUAUUCUUCCCUCAUGAAUAUCUAUAUCUCAGUGUUAGAUAUUCUCGAGCAUGACGCAACUCUAAGCAGCCAGACGGAUAGAGGAGCAUUAGGUGAUAUCCAGCUCGUCUCUAUCGUGCAAAUAUGCUCUUACCUCACCGAGCGACAGAACCAAGCGAUUGAUUUAUAUCUUUCAACUAAAAGCUCUAAACCUGGCUCGCCAUGGCAAAAUUCACCUUCUACUGAAACCCUGCAAUCCUCUGAUACUGCUAUUAGAGAGGAGAUGACGUGCUUGAAAUUGGAAGUACAGCAGCGACUCUCGCGUUUACAACAAAUUUUGUGUUUUUGA